GGAAACUCGAGCUCAGACGCUGGAGGUUCGCGGAUUAAAUGAAAGUAUAGAAUUAGUGUCGAACACUAAAAUAAGGAGUCUCUGAAACCACUUAUUUAUUGUUUUCUUCUUUUGCGGGAUACUAAAGUUUGGCUGUCAAGUGUCUGCAUCUCGUCCACUCCUCGGCAUGGCUGAGCCUGCUGAGCUACUGCUCAUCAAGGACCAGUAUGAGCUGGCAUGUCAUUCUCUGAGCCGCGGGCAGGCUGCUGAAGAAGCCGGGAAGACAGGGGAGGCCCUGGUGUAUUACAGGAAAGGUCUAAAGCACCUUACCCAAGGAAUAGAGGUUCCCACUAGGGGGGAGAGACAGCAGGGAGUGUCUUGGGACACGGCUAGGCAGCUUCAGCAGAGGAUGAGGGAAACUCUAAGGACUGUCAACGCCCACCUCUCUGACCUGGAGACCUCUCAGCUGACAACAGGAUGCCACCGGUUGGUGAAUCUCUCUCCCAAUCUUUAUCCAGACCUGGCACCAAACAGUCAGCCUCCCCAAAGCUCCCUCCACCAUCUGUACCCCACCAUACCUACUAUCACCCAGAGCACAACCCCAUAUCAAAAAACACCCCCUGUCUGGCCUCUUUCCCCUGCUGCUGUGCACACACACACUCUCCCUGCAGCAGCUACAGGAACUACAGACAUGGCUAAUCCAGGGGACCAGCCUCCAGCAUACACACCACAGCCAACAGUCGGCCACCGCAGUUUGGCUUACGGUCCUGCUAGAGGUGGCCUCCGGUCAGGAAAGCAGACCGGAGCAGCAGCAGCAGGAGGGGAUGGAAAUGAGCUGCUUUUCAUCCCCUCUGGGGUGCAGAUAUUUUUCGUGGCAGCAAAUGGACAGGUCAGCUCCCUGUCUCACCCAGGCUUCCUGAGCAUCAGCACAUCUGACAGUGACCACAAGGAUGCCCCAGCUGGAAGACUCUCAGCAUUUCUACAUGUGUGUGACUGGAUGUACCCACUGACAGCAGACACUCCAGUGCUAUUGGCUAACUCUGGGAUCUUCAUGUUCCCUGACUCCUUGGCAGAGACGCCGGGGUCCUUCGUAGGCAUAGUGUUGUCCUCUGAACUCCCAGCUGCUGACCGCGAGACAUUUAAGGACCUCCUAUCACAGCUCGCUGAUCUCCGGGUCCAGGGUCCAGAGGGGGCAGGGUCAGAGGUUAUCAACCUGAGUGAGAAAAUCCCCCUUGGUCCCACAAAUGAGCAAACAAGAUUUACAGUGCCAACAGCGGAGAAGGACGGACCACAACUUCCUGGAUGGAGUGAAAAGAUAGCACAGGGAAUCUUGUCAGGAGCUACAAAGUUCAGUCAACAGUUUGCAAAAGGAGCAGAGGCCACUGGUAGGGCCGUUCAUAUAGGAGCAGCAAAGAUGCGGGACCACAUCACGCCUGAGGAAACCCCAUCACAGGUCAGCCCCCGUGUCACCAAAGGUCUGCAGGUGGCUAAACAGACCACUGGGGGUGCUUUGCAAGUCAGCCGGUUCUUGGUUAAUGGAGUGAGUAAGGUGGCAGGACAAGUGGUAGAGAAGGUGGCGCCCCAUGUGAAGAAACAUGGCGCUAAGUUGGUCCCAGAAUCUAUGAAGAAGAGCAAAGACGGCCGCGCUUCCAACUUCGAUGGAGCCAAGUUUGUGGCAGCCAGCAGUGUACAAGGUCUCUCUACUAUUUGGUCGAGUCUGGAGACUGGAGCAAAAGUAGUUGGCAAAAGUGUUGCAUCAGAGACUGUCAUGACUGUGAAGUACAAAUUUAGGGGCUUAGAGAAUGUUAUAAACAUGCCCAGCAACAUAUGACUGCACGAGAGUAAAGACAAAGACUUGUGAACUAACAGCUGACCCUGCUCAACCCUUUCAUGUACAGUUUCGUUAACCCAGCUUAAGUCAGAAAAUAACCCUCAAUAAGACAUAUUCCAAAUCUAAUACAGCAGCUAACACAGAAUUGUGUCAAAAAUGACUUCUUUUGAUUCACUUAAACACAAUAAAGUAUAUUUUGGGUUUAAGCUUCUCUUAUGUGGGUGUUAGUGUGUAUUUCUUGAUCUGUCUACAGAGCUAUGUUAACUGCUACGAAAUGUCUGCUUGUGUUGGGUGGUGCAGCUUUUGCUGUUCAUACUAUUUAGCCUGUUUUUCCUGGUUUAAUACGAAUAAAACUGUCACAAAGUGAAA
Molecule: messenger RNA, 2179 nt
Organism: Micropterus salmoides (largemouth bass)
Lineage: Eukaryota; Metazoa; Chordata; Actinopteri; Centrarchiformes; Centrarchidae
Gene: sparta
Product: spartin a
Exons: 8
Coding region: 167-1810 (547 amino acids)
Biological process (GO): negative regulation of BMP signaling pathway; cell division
Cellular component (GO): plasma membrane
Source: RefSeq, a predicted model, not a curated record